Molecule: messenger RNA, 2211 nt
Organism: Nezara viridula (southern green stink bug)
Lineage: Eukaryota; Metazoa; Arthropoda; Insecta; Hemiptera; Pentatomidae
Source: the annotation of a GenBank genome assembly
AUCUGUCACCUUCAAAAACAGUAGGUUUGCUCUUGGUUAUACAUCAUCUGAUGUUGCACAAUCAAAUCUAAUUGUAAAUAUUUUUAGUUUCAAGCUGACCAAGUUUUAAAGUUGAAAGUUAUUAUGGCUUUUCGUGUGCUUAAUAUAAAUGUUCCCAUUUUGAAAAAAUCUCUUAGUUUUCCUGCUUUGAGCUAUCACAAAAAUGUUAUAGAUCACUAUGAAAACCCCCGUAAUGUUGGUUCAUUGGACAAAAAUGAUAACAAUGUUGGUACUGGUUUGGUGGGAGCACCAGCUUGUGGAGAUGUAAUGAAAUUACAAAUAAAAGUUGACCAAAAUGGUAAAAUUAUUGAUGCCAAAUUCAAAACUUUUGGAUGUGGUUCCGCUAUAGCAUCUAGUUCCCUAGCUACGGAAUGGGUGAAAGGUAAAACGGUUGAUGACGCAUUAAAACUUAAAAAUUCUGAUAUUGCGAAAGAACUUGCUCUACCUCCUGUAAAAUUACAUUGUUCAAUGCUGGCUGAAGAUGCCAUCAAAGCAGCUCUUGCUGACUACAAGAUCAAACAACAGAGUAAGACCAAGGAAAAUAAAACUGCAUAAGCUUAUUUCAAAGUAUAAUUAUUUAUAUAGGAAUAUUGUGUUAUGUUCAAACUGUAGAUAGGUCUGUUUCUUCUGUUGUACAUAUAUUUGUAGAUAACAUUAUUUUUCAUGGAAUAAGUGUACAUGUGUUUAUGUAUAUCAUAAGAAAGAUAUAUAUGUUGAAUGUGAUAAAAAAUUAAGAGAAACGGGAAACAAGUUAUUUUUUUAUCAUUUUUAGUGUAUUUUGUUUGUUAGUUAUUGUUGUUUUAAUUUAUCUUUGUAAUGUUAAUAGCAUACUUGAUUAAAAGCAUCGCUUAACCCAGCUUCACUCUUUUCUUUUGUUAAUUUUUUUUCCUAUGUAAUGUUAAAGGCAUAUUUGAAUAAAGGCAUCGCUAACUCUUCUCCAUUCAUCUCCUUAAUUAAGUGAUUUUGUUUUGUAUAUAACAUACAAAACUUAAUCAUCCUUUUAGGUGUUAGAUUAGGUAUAUAAUUCAUUAAUCCAUUGGGUAUUGCACAGGCAAGGGCGAUCUUUUCUUAGAGCUGAAAUGCUUGACACCAAUAUUUUAUAUCUUAAAAAUAAGUUGGAACUCAAUUUUACAAAAAAUAUAUAAGGCUCAAAUAUUUCAAUGUAAAUGUUAUGAAUGGUUUAGAUUUUCUGAUAUCAUACAAAGUUAAAAACCCUCUCAAUUAAAUAAGUGUAACUUAUAUUCAUUAUAAUUCCGAAUGGUCUAGUAAGGGGAAAAUAUAGUACUUACAGAAGUGCUAAUAAUGUACUACAAAAUGGACCAAAUAUACUAUCGCAUAAUACAUUCAUUAAAAAAAAAAUGUUAAUUAUCUAAUAUUAAGUUAUAAUAAGUAAUUAGUUGGUUUUUAGGUCCUAUAUGUAAUAAUUUAUAUUAAUAUAAUAAUUGGAUCGUUAAAAAAAUUAUUAACAAUUCAUUUAACUGAAGUGGCCAUCUGGAUUAUUGAAUUUAGUUGUAAUAAUAGAUCAGUCAAACCCAUAAUCAAUUUUUAACAGGUAUAAUACUUCAGAGUGUUCAGAGAUAACACAAAAUUGUGGAGAUUGGUUGGCUUUAAUUGAGGAGGCCUGAGUUCUUGCUGGACCGCAGUGCCAUAAUAACACCUAAGCAGUGCUCUGUCACAAUGAACAAAUAUUGAAAAAUAUCCCCUGAGAUACACAAAGACAUUGACUGAAUAAAUAAUUCUGGUGGCUAAUAGCCAUAAGUGUCUAGUUUCUAUGUCACAAAUUCUUAUAAACAAAACAAGAUUUAAACUGCAUGAAAACAAACUUGGGAAUGCAUAAGUUAAAUAUGUGAGAGAAAACAUCAGCAGGUACACUCCAGUUGUCAGAGCAUAACCAGUUUUUUGUAUAGCUCCCACCAAAACUGAUGCUCCAGGAGUAAAGACAAACAUUUACUAGGACUAGCAAAAUUGCUCCAGUUUAUACCUCUGAGUAACUAUCAAUUUUAUAUCUGUCCUAUAUUCUAGAACAAUGGCAGAGAAAACCAUUUGGUACUCAUCACUAGGAGAAAGCACACAAAUUCUAGUAAUAAUAUAGGUUGUCCUUAAAUAGCUAAAAAAAAAAAAAAAAAAAAAAGUACUUAGUAAUUCACUAUUUUUCAACAAAUAAUAAAAUGA